UCGUCGUAUCUGUCGUUGAACUUUCAGAAGAAGUGAUAUUAGAAUUUUCAUCUUGCGUGACAAAUCAGGAAUUUUAUAUUGUCAUACUUGGACUUGAUAAUGCCGGUAAAACGACACUUUUAGAGCGUAUCAAGUCCAUAUUUCUUGGAGUUAUGGGUCUUUCGCCCGAUAGGAUUGCACCAACAGUAGGUUUAAACAUCGGAAAAAUCGAUGUAAACAGAUCACGAUUAAAUUUUUGGGAUUUAGGAGGACAACGUGAACUACAGGGUAUUUGGGAAAAAUACUAUUCUGAAUGUCAUGCCAUUAUAUUUGUUGUUGAUUCAACUGAUAAAGAACGAAUCGAAGAAUGUAAAGAAAUUUUCGAAAAAAUAAUUACAAAUGAAGAAGUUGAAGGAGUCCCAGUAUUGAUGUUAGCAAAUAAGCAAGAUUUACCAAAUUCCUUAAAAGUUGAAGAAAUUAAAGAAAUUUUCAAUAAAAUUGCACUAAAGUUAGGAGCAAGAGAUUCUAGAGUAUUACCAAUAUCGGCUUUAGAAGG
Racocetra persica is the source of this 535-nucleotide messenger RNA. The record is from the annotation of a GenBank genome assembly. Lineage: Eukaryota; Fungi; Glomeromycota; Glomeromycetes; Diversisporales; Gigasporaceae.